GACAGGAGGACACAGUCUGAGCUUCUGGGCCAAGGGGGCUCACACCUGAGCUGGACCAGACAGAGGUUGCACCUGGCCUUAUGGGCUGAGAAGAAAGCCAAGGUCAUUGCAGUGAUGAAUGUCGUAGAAGAAAACCAGGGGCCUGGGGAGCCACAAAAAGUGGAGGAGGCCAGUCCUCCUAUUUUGCAACAACCUACUGAUGAUGCUUCUCCCACUGUGGCCACCACACCUGAGCCAGUGGGGGCUGAUGCUGGGGACAAGAAUACUGCCAAGGCUGCUGCUGAUGAGCCUGAAUAUGAGGAUGGCCGAGACUUUGGUAUUGGGGAGUUGGUAUGGGGAAAACUUCGAGGCUUCUCCUGGUGGCCUGGCCGAAUUGUAUCCUGGUGGAUGACAGGCAGAAGCCGAGCAGCUGAAGGCACUCGAUGGGUCAUGUGGUUUGGAGAUGGCAAGUUCUCAGUGGUUUGUGUUGAGAAAUUGAUGCCACUGAGCUCCUUCUGCAGCGCCUUCCACCAAGCCACAUAUAACAAGCAGCCUAUGUACCGGAAAGCCAUCUAUGAGGUCCUUCAGGUGGCCAGCAGCCGCACUGGGAAGCUGUUUCCGGCCUGCCCGGAGAAUGAUGAAAGUGACACAGCCAAGGCAGUGGAGUUGCAGAACAAGCAAAUGAUCGAAUGGGCUCUGGGUGGCUUCCAGCCCUCUGGCCCCAAGGGCCUGGAGCCACCAGAAGAAGAGAGAAAUCCCUACAAAGAAGUUUACACUGAUAUGUGGGCCCCAGUAGAGCCUGAAGCUGCUGCCUAUGCCCCACCUCCACCAGCCAAAAAACCCCGAAAGAGCACAGCAGAGAAGCCCAAGAUCAAAGAGAUCAUUGAUGAACGCACAAGAGAGCGGCUGGUAUAUGAGGUGCGGCAGAAGUGCAGGAAUAUCGAAGACAUCUGCAUCUCCUGUGGGAAUCUCAACGUCACCCUGGAACACCCCCUCUUCAUCGGAGGAAUGUGCCAAAACUGCAAGAACUGAUUCCUGGAGUGUGCCUAUCAGUACGACGAUGAUGGCUACCAGUCAUAUUGUACUAUCUGCUGUGGGGGUCGAGAGGUCCUCAUGUGUGGGAACAACAACUGUUGCAGGUGCUUCUGUGUGGAAUGUGUGGACCUGUUGGUGGGACCAGGUGCUGCCCAGGCAGCCAUCAAGGAAGACCCCUGGAACUGCUACAUGUGUGGGCACAAAGGCACCUAUGGGCUGCUGCGGCGGCGAGAUGACUGGCCGUCGUGCCUCCAGAUGUUUUUCGCCAAUAACCAUGACUAAGAGUUUGACCCUCCCAAAGUUUAUCCCCCAGUCCCAGCUGAAAAACGGAAGCCAAUCCGGAUGCUAUCUCUUUUCGAUGGAAUUGCCACAGAACUAUUGGUGCUGAAGGACCUGGGGAUCCAGGUAGACCGCUACAUUGCCUCAGAGGUGUGUGAGGACUCCAUCACUGUGGGCAUGGUGCGGCACCAAGGGAAGAUCAUGUACGUGGGGGACGUCCGCAAUGUCACCCAGAAGCACAUACAGGAAUGGGGCCCUUUUGAUUUGGUGAUUGGAGGCAGUCCCUGCAAUGAUCUUUCUAUUGUCAACCCUGCUCGGAAGGGUCUUUAUGAGGGCACUGGACGGUUCUUCUUUGAGUUCUACCACCUUCUGCAUGAGGCCCGGCCCAAGGAGGGCGAUGAUCGCCCCUUCUUCUGGCUCUUUGAAAACGUGGUGGCCAUGGGGGUCAGUGAUAAGCGGGACAUCUCACGCUUUCUAGAGUCCAACCCUGUGAUGAUUGAUGCCAAAGAAGUGUCAGCAGCGCACAGGGCUCGCUACUUUUGGGGUAACCUUCCCGGUAUGAACAGGCCAUUGGCAUCUACCGUGAAUGAUAAGCUGGAGCUUCAGGAAUGUUUGGAGCAUGGCAGGAUAGCCAAGUUCAGCAAAGUGAGGACCAUUACGACUAGGUCAAACUCCAUCAAGCAGGGCAAAGACCAGCAUUUCCCUGUCUUCUUGAAUGAGAAAGAGGACAUCUUGUGGUGCACUGAAAUGGAAAGGGUCUUUGGCUUCCCAGUCCAUUACACGGAUGUCUCCAACAUGAGCCGUUUGGCAAGGCAAAGACUGCUGGGCCGGUCAUGGAGUGUGCCUGUGAUUCGCCACCUCUUUGCCCCCUUGAAGGAAUAUUUUGCCUGUGUGUAAGGGACAUGAGAAUGAACUGGGAUAGUGACAUCUAAUCAAAGCAAAACCACCAAGAACAAGAGGAUGGAGAGAAGUAGCAGCACCCGGAAAAGAAAAAAGGAAUUAAAAACAAAACAAAACACACACACACAAAAAACCCCACCACAGAUAUGAAAACAUCACCGAGCAAAAGGGUUGGACAUCAUCUCCUGAUUUUUCAAUGUU
Monodelphis domestica (gray short-tailed opossum) is the source of this 2394-nucleotide messenger RNA. Its product is annotated as DNA (cytosine-5)-methyltransferase 3A-like. The record is from RefSeq and is a predicted model, not a curated record. Gene Ontology annotation, cellular component: nucleus; cytoplasm. Gene Ontology annotation, biological process: negative regulation of DNA-templated transcription. NCBI's taxonomy places the organism in Eukaryota, Metazoa, Chordata, Mammalia, Didelphimorphia, Didelphidae. Gene Ontology annotation, molecular function: DNA (cytosine-5-)-methyltransferase activity.